AUGCAACAGCGGCGCAUGCUUUUUAAAAAUACCUGUAUUUAUAAAAAAAAUAUACUAGUUCUCUCCUUUCUUUUACAGAAAGAUUCGGACAUCCUGUCCAAGUACUCAGCUGGACAAAUACGAGAGCUAAGGGAAGCGUUCAAAUUGUUCGACAAAGAUGGCGACGGUUCGAUCACCGCGGAAGAGCUUGGAACCGUCAUGCGGAACCUUGGACAAUUUCCGUCCAUGGACGAGCUGAAUAUGAUGCUGAAAGAGAUCGACAUUGAUGGUGAUGGAACGUUUAGUUUUGAAGAGUUUGUACAAGUGAUGGCUAACAUGGGCGGACUUAGUGAACAGUCUGAGGAGGAUGAAGAGAAAGAGUUGAGACAAGCUUUUACUGUUUUUUGCAAAUCUGGGUGUGGCUACAUAUGUGCUUCGGAUAUCCGAGCAAUUCUACAAUGUCUAGGGGAAGAUCUGACAGAAGAAGAAAUCGAUGAAAUGAUUGCCGAGGUGGACAUCGACGGAGACGGCAGAAUAGAUUAUGACGAGUUUAUAGCGUGUGUUUGCUCCGACACAAGUGCUGACAAAGAGGACAGCAAGGUGGAAUCUCCGAGACCAAGUCCCAAAGUGGGCCAGUCCGAACCGGACACGACGCGUCCGCAACCACAGGUUGUAGUUGAAAGGAACGCAGAUCCGAGCACCUCGAAAGCACAAGAUGGCCCUGAAUAGGCUCGGUGUACAGCAAACAUAAACUAUGAACAAAAAUAUUUCUUUUUCUGAAAGUUUUUUUCUGUUAAUCCUUUGUUUUUUACGCUUAGAUUUGAGACGCAUUAAUGCAAACCUGCAAAUUUUCAACAAAAUAUAUUCUUACUGAAUACAAUCGGGCAUGCAUUGUACUGUAUUAAAUAUUCAAAUUAUAUUUGUAUUGAAAGAACCACAAAAAGGAAAUGUCUGAUGAUUUGACAACAGUCACUCACGUAAACGUUUACAGGUCUAAAUACCGAGAUGAAACAUCCUUCUGUUUCUGUUGUUGUAUUUCAUACCUUAAACUGUUGUAAUAAAAAAUGUUUUGUUUAUAUCAAAACGAGUGAAUUUAUACUUUAAAAUUGAAAACAUAUAAAUAAAUAAUGUGAAAAAAUAACGGAAUGGUCACAGGAAACAUAUUAUCAGCACUGCCUGGGACUUUGAAUUCUUUCAUAUGUGGAAGCUGGCCAGCUAGCUUACGAAAUGUCGUAAAAAGUUUUACUCAGUUGUUCGUUCUUGCCUGAAAUAAUACACGGAACGGCACUUGAUGUCUUCCUUCACCAGUAAAGAUGGAACCUCUCCAUAUGACCUUUACAAUGUUAGUGUGACUUAAAACACAACUCAAAAAAGUGCUUCAGUCCGAUAUUAGGAGGCGACAUUUUGUGUCAGUCACGUGCGUAAUUAUACCACUCUUUCGCCACGUGCGUAAUUAUACCACUCUUUCAAUGGUGAAUGUAAGCAAAUUCUAGUAAAUAUAAAAUAAAAUAAAAUUCAACACUCACUUUAGAUCCUGAUGGGUGUGUGUCUUUAAAUCACAUGACGAAUGCAAACCCAAAUUUCACACGUGGCACGAAGAACUAUCUGUGUAUUAACUUAACGAUAUAACUAGACAUUAUUCCUGAUGGCAAUUAAUUUGCAAAUAUUUUAUGUUUUUAAUCAAAGCACAUAUUCUGCUAUAAAUUUUCCAUCACAAUUACAGGUCUUCAAAAGAUAAAAAGAAAUAACUGUAAACAAACUGCUUACAAAUGGAAGCCCCCAUUUGCCGAUUUUGUGGCAAAAGUGAUAGACAUAUAAUUCAUUUAUAAAGUGGAGGAAAGAAUAACAGUGAUUUUGUGAAAUUGAUAACAGUCAAGUUUCCUUCCAAAUCAGGCAUAGAUGAAGUUUGAAAAAGUUAUAGGAGUAACUUAAUCAAGAAGGAGCACUGCCUUAUCAACGGUGUAUACUCGUUAUCUACAUACGAGGCCUACGGAAGGAGACGCUCUUUUAUGAUUGACGUCUUGAUUGACAUUAUUAUAUUUAUUUCACACUUUUCAACCGUUGACAAUGGUUUAAAUUAUGAUUUAUUUCAUCUGAAUGAAUGCAAGUCAAAUUUUGGCUGUUGUUCAAAUAUGGUUUGUUGUUGUUCAGAUAUUUUUCAGUUCAAUUUAAUUUAUUACUGCAUAAUUACGAAAACGCCGAAAACCGAAAAUUUAAUUACUACUCUAUUUUUUCAAUUUGAUUCUAUCCGCUAAUGCCCCAAGUGUGGAACGCCAAAUUAACAUAAACUCGAUUACAAGAGUCUCUGUUUAAAUAUUUGCAGAGAAGAUCAACUGAUUUGGAGAGCUAUAAUUUAAUUUAUGCGAAGUGUAAAUCAUUUAGAACUCUCGAAAUUAUUACUGUGUAAAUAAAAAGUUAACUUAUU
This is a messenger RNA of Ruditapes philippinarum (Manila clam), 2404 nucleotides long. RefSeq names its product calmodulin-A-like. Lineage: Eukaryota; Metazoa; Mollusca; Bivalvia; Venerida; Veneridae. The record is from RefSeq and is a predicted model, not a curated record. The coding region runs from base 1 to 708 and encodes 235 amino acids. The transcript has 7 exons. Gene Ontology annotation, molecular function: enzyme regulator activity; calcium ion binding.